Messenger RNA from Quercus lobata, 1440 nucleotides. RefSeq lists its product as uncharacterized. The coding region runs from base 1 to 1440 and encodes 479 amino acids. Lineage: Eukaryota; Viridiplantae; Streptophyta; Magnoliopsida; Fagales; Fagaceae. The record is from RefSeq and is a predicted model, not a curated record. The transcript has 3 exons. Gene Ontology annotation, molecular function: zinc ion binding; nucleic acid binding.
AUGUUUGAUCCAUCACCGGUUAUGCAAGCGGAAGUAUUACCAUGGACGCCUGGGGAGCAGCCAAUUAAAGGGAUGGUAUUCGCAACUAAAUUGGCGGUGCGACAUGCGUUGACUUGGUACGCAGUGCGAGAUAAUUUUAGCUUCAAAACUGAGCAUUCAGACUCAGAGAGGCUUAUGGUAUGGGAUGCCAAACAAAAGGCCGUUGCAUCUAUAUACGGGGAUUUUAAGGAGUCUUAUGCGGAGUUGCCGCGUUUCUUGGCAGGACUGAAGGACGCAAGUCCGGGUACAGAGUAUAAGUUAAUAGUGGACGAUAAUUAUGAACAGGGAACCUGUACAUUCAAGUCCGUAUUUUGGGCAUUUUGUCCAUGUAUUGUUGGGUUCAAGAAGUGUAGGCCUGUGAUUAGCAUUGAUGCAACCCACCUCUAUGGAAAAUAUAAAGGGAAAUUGAUGAUUGCAAUGGCGACAGAUGCUAAUAAUAAAAUUUAUCCAGUAGCCUUCGCCGUUGUCGAGAGCGAGAGCACAGAGACUUGGGGUUGGUUCUUGGCUUGUAUAAGAACGGCAGCAAGUGCUACCCAGGAGCGAAAGUUCAAUACCACCUUCGAGUUAAUUGAGAAUGUCAACCGGGAUGCGCACCAAUAUCUAAAGGAUGUGCCCAAAGAGAAAUGGGCUCUAAGUUUUGACAAGGGUUAUCGUUAUGGGGCAAUGACGACAAACGUCUCUGAGUGCUUCAAUGGUUUUCUAAAGGGUGCUCGUAGCUUGCCCAUUACGGCAAUGGUGAAAUACACAUGGUUCAAAUUGAAUUCUUACUUCGAUGAUCGUCGCAAUAAGAGCAUAGCACAGUCAAAUUCGGGACAAAAAUGGACUAAAUAUGCCUUGCAUAUCUUCAUGAGAAAUAAGGCGAAGGUGGAGCGUCAUAGGGUGACAAGAUUGAGCGCGCAACAACAAUCAUAUCAAGUAGAUACACCGCAUAAUCCAGAGAGUGCUGGACAUGGGGAUCACACACAUGGAGUUAAUUUGUUGCAAAGAAGUUGCACAUGUCAAAAAUGGAAGUUGUACAAGAUACCAUGUUCACAUGUCAUUGCAGUUUGUAUUAGGUAUCGACAUGAUGCAGAGCAAUACAUUGACCCAUGCUAUAGCGUGGAUGCACUGUUUCGGAGCUAUGCUCCCAUUUUCCCUGCGUUGAAAGAUAGAUUAUCAUGGCCGGAUCCUGAAGAAACUCGAAGGGUCCUCCCUAACCCCCGAUUGAUUCGAGAGAAAGGCCGCCCUGUCUCAACACAAAUCAGGAAUGAGAUGGACGAGAGUGGGAGACGGCCGAGAACCACACCGUGGAAGGAGGGGGGGAGGAAGGUGCAAUGCGGGUUGUGUGACCAAAAGGGGCAUAACCGAAGAACAUGCCCUAAGCGGAAUGAGGUACCGACAAGUGGUGGUGUCGCAGACUAG